Molecule: messenger RNA, 2277 nt
Organism: Chanos chanos (milkfish)
Lineage: Eukaryota; Metazoa; Chordata; Actinopteri; Gonorynchiformes; Chanidae
Gene: uroc1
Product: urocanate hydratase 1
Exons: 20
Coding region: 80-2107 (675 amino acids)
Biological process (GO): L-histidine catabolic process
Molecular function (GO): urocanate hydratase activity
Source: RefSeq, a predicted model, not a curated record
AGGCUGUGAAUACACACACACAGGACAAACGGAUCAGUGACACAGACUUACCAGGGAUCUUUCUACAAACCACUGAGUGAUGUCUAAUCUGAAGGAGUUAUGUGGGGGGCUGCCCCUUGACCCUCUGCCCCCAAAUCGAGGUCGAGACCCCAGUGUACCUCACGCUCCUGUCCGCACGCCCGGUCUGAGGCCUGAAGAGGAACGGCUGGCCCUGCGGAAUGCCCUUCGUUACUUUCCCCCUGCUCUCCAUGCCACUCUAGCUCCAGAAUUUGCUCAAGAACUUCGACAGUAUGGACACAUCUACAUGUACCGAUUCUGCCCCGCCCUACGGAUGAGGGCAUAUCCUAUAGAUCAAUAUCCCUGUCGGACACGACAAGCUGCUGCUAUCAUACUUAUGAUCAUGAACAACCUGGAUCCUGCUGUAGCACAGUUUCCACAGGAGUUGGUCACAUAUGGAGGUAAUGGACAAGUGUUCAGCAACUGGGCACAGUUCUGGCUGGUCCUGCACUAUCUCAGUACUAUGACAGAGGAGCAGACAUUAGUGAUGUACAGUGGUCAUCCGCUAGGCCUUUUCCCCAGUCAGCCCUCUUCUCCUCGCUGUGUCAUCACCAACGGCAUGGUCAUCCCUAACUACUCUUCCAGACAGCAGUACGAGAGAAUGUUUGCCAUGGGUGUUACCAUGUAUGGGCAGAUGACUGCAGGAAGUUACUGUUAUAUUGGUCCUCAGGGCAUUGUCCAUGGCACCCUGCUGACAGUGUUGAAUGCAGGGCGGAGGUAUCUGGGUUCAGGGGACCUGAGAGGUCGUGUGUUUGUGACCUCCGGACUCGGGGGCAUGAGUGGAGCCCAAGCCAAAGCUGCAGUCAUCGCAGGCUGUGUCGGAGUCAUUGCUGAGGUUGAUGAAGCUCCUCUGAAGAAGAGACAUGAGCAGGGCUGGCUGAUGGAGUUCACAAAUGAUCUCAACCACUGCAUCAAACGUAUUAGGGAAGCAAGGAAGAUGAGGAUGGCACUGAGUUUGGGUUACCAUGGCAACAUUGUAGACCUGUGGGAGCGGCUGUUACAAGAAUAUGUGGAGACUGGGGAGUUACUGGUGGAUUUGGGCUCUGAUCAGACGUCCCUACACAAUCCGUUCAGUGGAGGAUAUUACCCUGUCCAGCUCAGCAUGCGGCAGGCCAACCAGCUCAUGAACACAGACCCACAGCGCUUCCACACUAUCGUACACGAAAGUCUGCGUCGACAGGUUAUUGCCAUUAAUAAGCUGUCAGAGGCAGGAAUGUUCUUCUGGGACUAUGGUAAUGCUUUCCUAUUGGAGGCCCAGAGAGCAGGAGCAGAGGUAGAUAAGAGAGGAGGAGGAGACACAGAGUUUAAAUACCCCUCUUAUGUACAACACAUCAUGGGGGAUAUCUUCUCCCUGGGUUUCGGGCCGUUCCGCUGGGUGUGUUCGUCCGGUGACCCUGCUGACCUUGCCCUCACUGAUGACAUUGCCGCCAGCAUUCUGGAGGAGAUCAGCACCGCGGUAACGGAGCGAGUGAGACAACAGUACAAUGACAACAUCCGCUGGAUCAGAGAAGCCGGAAAACACAACAUGGUGGUGGGCUCUCAGGCUCGCAUUCUGUACUCAGACCAGAGAGGAAGAGUAGCUAUCGCUUUGGCGAUAAACAAAGCCAUCGCAGACGGAAGAGUCUCGGCUCCUGUUGUUAUAAGUAGGGACCACCACGAUGUGAGUGGGACAGACAGUCCGUUCAGAGAGACAUCAAAUGUGUACGAUGGCUCAGCUUUCUGUGCAGAUAUGGCAGUGCAGAACUUUGUGGGCGAUGCAUUUCGUGGUGCCACCUGGGUUGCCCUUCACAACGGGGGCGGAGUUGGCUGGGGGGAAGUGAUGAACGGAGGUUUUGGAUUGGUCCUGGAUGGCACUGAGGAGGCGGGACGAAGGGCAAGACUUAUGCUGAACUGGGAUGUGUCCAAUGGGGUUGCUCGGCGGUGCUGGUCUGGUAACUCCAAUGCCUAUGAGACAAUUCAGAGGACGAUGGAGGUGAACACAGAGCUCAGAGUGACAAUGCCUUUCCCUGUGCAGGACGAACACGUACUGGACCGAGCCCUGCAAGGAUAGACACACACACACACAUACACACACACUCUCUCUCUCUCACUCACUCACAAACACGCAUGUGCGCACAACACAGCCUUUUCUUUACAGGACAAAUACACGUUGGAUGAAGUCCUGCACAGAUAGAUACACACACACACACACACACACACACACACAGGCAUGCAUCCAAA